AUGAUACGUCAUAUUUUGAUUUUCACGCUUUUUAUUACAUUUAUGGCUGUGGGUGCGACAGAAACCAAGCAAUCGGAAGACAAAGAUUUCAACGAACUAAGAUCGAGUAUUGCAUCAUUAAAAGAAGAGCUUGCAUUGGUAAAAGUCAGAACUAUUAGUGCUUGUCGCAUUUGCUUUCAAGAAACGGAAGGUUCAAGUCAAUGUCAAGGGCAACGACAUAGUUGCUCCGGUUGGAGUACACAUCCAGAAUGGACACUACCAUUUCGUGAUGAUACUGACAAUCGAUCGGGUGGUUGUUUGUAUCAAUGGAAGUUGGAGUGCCACAAAGGAAUCUGA
Molecule: messenger RNA, 336 nt
Organism: Rotaria socialis
Lineage: Eukaryota; Metazoa; Rotifera; Eurotatoria; Philodinida; Philodinidae
Source: the annotation of a GenBank genome assembly